This is a messenger RNA of Metarhizium album ARSEF 1941, 666 nucleotides long. RefSeq lists its product as uncharacterized. The transcript has 2 exons. The record is from RefSeq and is a predicted model, not a curated record. Lineage: Eukaryota; Fungi; Ascomycota; Sordariomycetes; Hypocreales; Clavicipitaceae. The coding region runs from base 1 to 666 and encodes 221 amino acids.
AUGGCAGCACACGACGACGCGGCAAGACCGGCGUCAGCCCGUCUCGCCGACUCGGCCUACCACUCGCCGUACGCGCGGUCCGGCGCGCCGCGCCCCCAUCCCAACACCGACCCGUACGCAGCCCUCCGCGGCCGCGCCCUCUCCACCCUCGAGGCCAUGGGCUUCGACGCCAACACCAUGGUCGAGCACGGCGUCCUCUGGGCCGAGCACCAGGACCCCUUCGGCCACGUCAUGCAGGGCCAGUACAUGGCCUUCCUGGGCGCCUGCUUCUGGCGCGUCAUGGAGAGCUACGACGAGUUCCUGAGCAAGGAGGAGUGCGACGGCAUGAUCCACGCCCGCACCGUCAUCCCCGUCGUGCGCAGGUACGAGCUCGACAUUCGCCGCCAGGUCAAGUAUCCCGACUCGGAUCGCAUAGAGCCCACGCGAAACCAUGGCACUACCGUGCUCUUCUCCCUCAAGCAGCAGGCGAUUGUCGCACAGGUCCGGGGCUCGACCACCUACGUUGAUGCCAAAACCGGCCGCCCCGUGGACAUUCGCACACUGGGAGGUGGUUUUCCGGCCUUUUACCAAGGCUUCACCAAGAAAUCUGAACGCGCGAACCAGCUCAAGGAGAAGUGGGAAAAGGAGCAUCCUAGAUCCUCAAAGAGCACAGAGUCUAAAAUUUGA